This is a messenger RNA of Manduca sexta (tobacco hornworm), 803 nucleotides long. Its product is annotated as histone H4. Gene Ontology annotation, molecular function: DNA binding; protein heterodimerization activity; structural constituent of chromatin. The transcript has a single exon. NCBI's taxonomy places the organism in Eukaryota, Metazoa, Arthropoda, Insecta, Lepidoptera, Sphingidae. The coding region runs from base 97 to 408 and encodes 103 amino acids. Gene Ontology annotation, cellular component: nucleosome. The record is from RefSeq and is a predicted model, not a curated record. Gene Ontology annotation, biological process: nucleosome assembly.
AAAAAUUCGAACGGAACAUAUUUCGUGCGGACUGUCUGCCGAACGGAUCUAACACAACGUAACAUAAUCGAAUCAAACUAAACCAAAACAACAACAAUGACCGGUCGCGGCAAGGGAGGCAAAGGUCUUGGAAAAGGAGGAGCGAAACGUCACAGGAAAGUUCUUCGUGACAACAUCCAGGGUAUCACGAAGCCUGCCAUUCGCCGUUUGGCACGCAGAGGUGGAGUGAAGCGUAUCUCCGGUUUGAUAUACGAAGAAACUCGCGGUGUGCUUAAAGUGUUCCUCGAGAACGUAAUUCGUGACGCCGUCACGUACACAGAGCACGCCAAAAGGAAAACUGUCACCGCUAUGGACGUCGUGUACGCUCUGAAACGACAGGGACGCACGCUCUACGGUUUCGGCGGUUAAGUCUCUCAUGAUGGAUGCGUAAAUCGUCCGUCCGUCCGUCCGUCCGUCAGCCCGUUCGUUUCGUUCGUUCGACCGUACGUCGUCAGUCACUUGAGCGUGAGCGAAUCUCGCAUUGUACGCGAAAAUUGAACAUGCGAAUACCUAUUGUAAGAUCAUAAUCAAUAAAUACAACGACACAAAUAUUAUAUAAUGCGUACAAUGUGAAGGCCGCGCACAAAAAAUAAAAUAAAAACAACAACAACGACGACAACAACGGCGGCGGCGGCGGCGGCGACGACGACGACGACGACGACGACGACGACGACGACGACGAGGAGAACUAGGACGACGUUCUGCGCGCCAUGUGACGACUGUAACACACCGAACUGACAAAAGGCCCUUUUCAGGGCCGCAAA